This is a messenger RNA of Gymnodraco acuticeps, 1570 nucleotides long. It is a transcript of the gene psat1, whose product is annotated as phosphoserine aminotransferase 1. Gene Ontology annotation, cellular component: cytoplasm. Gene Ontology annotation, molecular function: O-phospho-L-serine:2-oxoglutarate transaminase activity; pyridoxal phosphate binding. The coding region runs from base 165 to 1268 and encodes 367 amino acids. The transcript is spliced from 9 exons. Gene Ontology annotation, biological process: L-serine biosynthetic process. Lineage: Eukaryota; Metazoa; Chordata; Actinopteri; Perciformes; Bathydraconidae. The record is from RefSeq and is a predicted model, not a curated record.
AUUGUUUACGAGGAUGACUUGAACGCAGCAUUUUACACACAGUUAAAUCAUUGCCAACGAGUGCAGGAGGAGAGCAGAAGUAACUGAGGCUGAGGGGAAAUCAUUCACUGAUCAUCGCUGAACCAAACUGAGCAAGCAUCCACCAAUAAACAUUGUUUUACAUCAUGGAGCAGAAACAAACCAUCAACUUUGGCGCCGGACCUGCAAAACUCCCCCAAUCCGUGCUGCUUCAAGCACAGAAGGAGUUCCUCAGCUACAGUGGAAUGGGUAUAAGCGUGCUCGAGAUGAGUCACCGAUCUGCGGAUUUUAACAACAUCCUCACCAAAACAGAGAGUCUCUUGCGGGAGUUGUUAACCAUCCCGGACAACUAUAAGGUGUUGUUCCUACAGGGCGGGGGGUCUGGGCAGUUCAGUGCUGUUCCUCUCAACCUGAUCGGACUCAAAGAGGACACAUGUGCCGAUUACCUGGUGACCGGCACAUGGUCAGAAAAAGCAGCAAAAGAAGCGGAGAAAUACGGGAAAGUCAACAUUGUCCACCCGAAGCUGGACAGUUACACGAAAAUCCCCGACCCCAGCAGCUGGACCCUGAACCCCUCAGCCUCCUACGUGUACUACUGUUGCAACGAGACGGUUCACGGCGUGGAGUACAACUUCACCCCCGAAACUAACGGGGUGACCCUUGUCAGCGACAUGUCCUCCAACUUCCUGUCCCGACCUGUGGAUGUGUCAAAGUUUGGGCUGAUUUUCGCCGGAGCCCAGAAGAACGUGGGUUGUGCUGGGGUGACUGUGGUGAUUGUGCGGGAGGACCUGCUAGGCCACGCUCUGAACGAUUGUCCCAUUGUGCUGAACUACAAGGUGCAGGCUGACAUGAACUCCCUCUACAACACACCGCCAUGUUUCAGCAUCUACAUCAUGGGUCUGGUUCUGGAGUGGAUCAAGAACAAUGGCGGCAGCGCUGCUAUGGAGGCCCUCAACAAGCAGAAGUCCUCCAUGAUUUACGACAUCAUCAACGCCUCUAACGGUUUCUAUGAGUGUCCUGUUGAUGAAACCUGUCGUAGCCGCAUGAAUGUACCAUUUCACAUCGGGAGUAAAGAGGGGGAUGAAGGCUUGGAGAAGGAGUUUCUGGCUGGCGCUUCAAAGCGUGGAAUGAUAUCGCUUAAAGGACACAGGUCAGUUGGAGGAAUUCGUGCCUCUCUUUACAAUGCUGUCACACUGGAGGACGCUGAAGCCCUGGGCACCUAUAUGAAAGUAUUCAUGAAAGAGCACUAAUAAGUUGGCUAUGCUUACAUUUAGCUGAUAUGGCACACAGCAGUACAUUACUCCAGUACCUCUGGUUUAUCUGUAGUUGAGAUCCAUGUUGGAUCUGGAAGGUGCACCUUUAGACAUGUUUUGUAUAACCCUUUCGUUGUUAAUAACUCCUGUUGCCAGUUAUUUGUUAAUUCCAUUUGUUAUUAUUUUAAUGAACAUGUUGCCUAACAGUGCGUUGAUGUACAUACUUUAGGUAAUUCUUGUUACUUCAAAUUACUGUUAAAAUUGUAUUAACAUUCCAGUAAAUCGAAUUUGGCAAUACU